ACAAAAUCCCGUAUAAAUCUGAGCAGCUACCCGGAUAAACACCGCUCUAUUUACUAUGGCAUCAGACCAGGCAGCGCUUUUGCUUCGAAAGCAGCUGAUGGAACUUCAAAGAAAACCGGUAGAAGGCUUUUCAGCUGGACUCAUAGACGACGACGACCUGUUUAAAUGGGAAGUGCUCAUCAUUGGACCACAGGACACGUUGUAUGAGGGAGGCUUCUUCAAGGCACAUCUGACCUUUCCUAGGGAAUAUCCGCAGCGGCCGCCCAAAAUGAAGUUCAUGACUGAAAUCUGGCAUCCCAACAUUGAGAAAAAUGGCGAUGUUUGUAUCUCAAUCCUCCAUGAGCCCGGUGAUGAUAAAUGGGGUUAUGAGAUGGCUGAAGAACGCUGGUUGCCAAUCCACACCGUUGAAACUAUUCUUCUGAGUGUUAUCUCAUUACUGGCUGAUCCUAAUGAUUCGUCGCCAGCCAAUGUAGAUGCAGCAAAAGAAUGGCGGGAAGACAGAGCAGCGUUUAAGAAGAAGGUCACUCGGCAGGUUCGCAAGAGUCAAGACAUUGCAUUUGACUAAACACACUCGGACCGUUUGUACUGCUAACUCGGAGUCAAUUACAUCCCUCUCUUAGAUGCUCUAUACGACUCUAAUCACGUGAUCAGAUGUUAACGUAAUGUCGUUAAGGUUUUGCUGUAAGUCUGUCCAGCUAUAUCAGCUGUAAAUACAAUACACUACUUCUGCAG
Molecule: messenger RNA, 732 nt
Organism: Corticium candelabrum
Lineage: Eukaryota; Metazoa; Porifera; Homoscleromorpha; Homosclerophorida; Plakinidae
Product: ubiquitin-conjugating enzyme E2 G1-like
Exons: 5
Coding region: 56-565 (169 amino acids)
Biological process (GO): ubiquitin-dependent protein catabolic process; protein polyubiquitination
Molecular function (GO): ubiquitin conjugating enzyme activity
Source: RefSeq, a predicted model, not a curated record